This is a messenger RNA of Monoraphidium neglectum, 642 nucleotides long. RefSeq lists its product as hypothetical. NCBI's taxonomy places the organism in Eukaryota, Viridiplantae, Chlorophyta, Chlorophyceae, Sphaeropleales, Selenastraceae. The coding region runs from base 1 to 642 and encodes 213 amino acids. The transcript is spliced from 4 exons. The record is from RefSeq and is a predicted model, not a curated record.
AUGUUCUAUGUGAUCUCUCGCGGCAGCAGCGCCGAUCUACAAGACCUGCUGGUGGCCCACAGCGGGGACAGCGGCGGCGGCGCCGGCGCAGCCGACGCGCGCGCGCCGUCGCUGCGCGAGACGGUCGCGCGCUGCAGCCAGCGGCUGACGCAGGGCCCCGACGGCCUCGCGGACGGCACGCCCGUCACCUACGAGCGCGCGCUCGAGGCCAGCUCGCAGGCGCGCGUCAUCCCGGAGCCGCGGCCGCCGUUCCGUGUGGUGGCGGUCAGCCGCGAGUUCGAGCGGCUUUCGGGGUGGCGCGCGGCGGAGGUGCGGGGCCUCCCCCUGGCGGAGCUGCUGCAGGGGGGCGCGGCCGCCCCCGAGACGCUGCACAGCAUACGCGGCGCGGCGGCUACCUAUGAGCUCGUUGCGGUCGCGUGCGUCCACGCCAGGAAGGACGGGUCCACGGUCCCCGCCCGCCUGGCCGUGUCGCCCCUGUUUGACGGCCACGGCCACGUCACCCACCUCCUGGGCGUGGUGACACACCAGCAGGCCGGCGGCGAGGCGGCCGCGGGGGCGCGCCAGGAGCAGCAGCACGCCCCAGUGGCGGCGGCGGCGCAGCAGGUGGAAGCGCAUCACCUGGCAGCAACGCAGCACGAGUAG